This is a messenger RNA of Dipodomys spectabilis (banner-tailed kangaroo rat), 808 nucleotides long. RefSeq lists its product as uncharacterized. The coding region runs from base 31 to 768 and encodes 245 amino acids. The transcript has 5 exons. Gene Ontology annotation, molecular function: peroxiredoxin activity. Lineage: Eukaryota; Metazoa; Chordata; Mammalia; Rodentia; Heteromyidae. The record is from RefSeq and is a predicted model, not a curated record.
CCGGAAGGCCACCGAGCAGCGCAUGCCGCCAUGUCGCUGCUUCGCCUGCUCGGCGUCCUGUGGCAGCAAACUCCACUUGGCCUUCUGAGAAGUAGGACUGGGAAAAAAUUGCCUGUGGUGACCCUGAAUAUGCGCCUUUAUUGGGAUCAGAAGGAAAAGCGGUUCCAACCCAUUGGUCGUUAUCCCAUUCCCUACAAGAAAGACCUGCCUUUUGACAUGGUAGAGCUCAUGGAGGAGGUAGAAAAGACGAUAGGAUUUUUACCAAAUACAUUUAAAGUGCUAUCUUACAGACCAGUGGAAUUCAGGGCUUUCUUUGCUUAUUACAAUGCUAUCAUCAACAAAGAAACAGGUAAGCUCAGCAGAGCUGACAAGGAACUUAUUAUUAUAGUGACCAGCCUGGCCAACAAUUGCCUAUACAGUGUGAUAGUCCAUAGUGCCAAGCACAGGGUCUUCUCAAAGAACCCAGAGCUUUCUGAUCAGGUAUGUGUCAAUUGGAGAAAGUCCAACCUCCCUGCUCGGGAAAAAGCAAUGCUAGAGUUUGCACUUGCUGUUUCCCAAGGUGAUGACAUAACAGAUGACCAUUUCACAAAGCUGGAGGCGCAUGGCUUCAAUCGAGAAGAUGCCUGGGACAUAGCUUCCAUUUCAGCUUUUUAUGCCAUGGUCAACCGCUUUGUUAAUUUUGUCAAUCUCAUUCCCAACAAAGAAUUCUAUUCGAUGGGAAGAACCAACAAUUCUAAUAGCAUGCUCAGUGAUCUCACUGGCCCCUGACAGGAGCAGUAACAGGAAAGGCCAGUGUUUAUUAUUUCAG